Molecule: messenger RNA, 4413 nt
Organism: Ilyonectria robusta
Lineage: Eukaryota; Fungi; Ascomycota; Sordariomycetes; Hypocreales; Nectriaceae
Product: ABC-2 type transporter-domain-containing protein
Exons: 11
Coding region: 1-4413 (1470 amino acids)
Biological process (GO): transmembrane transport
Cellular component (GO): membrane
Molecular function (GO): ATP hydrolysis activity; ABC-type transporter activity; ATP binding
Source: RefSeq, a predicted model, not a curated record
AUGUCAACAAACGCAAUUGAACGAGAAACAAUCAAUCAAAACGAACCGCCUUCGACUUCGUACUCUCGCGCCAGCACCCAGGCCAACGACAAUGGCGACAACAACCCGCCAGAGAUGCAAACCGAAAUCGAGGCGCUUGCGCGGCAGCUCACCCACGCCUCUGCCGCCUUCGACACAGAGCUGCACGCUUUCAAUCCCCAGCCCGGCACGCAACUGGACCCCGGAUCGACAAACUUCGACUCCCGCGAGUGGGUGAGGGCGCUGAUCAAGCUAACUGAAUCGGAUCCUGGCGCUGCGCCUCCUCGAAGCCUGGGCGUUGCCUUCCAGAAGCUCGAUGUGUUUGGAUGGGGGAGCGGCGCUGAGCACCAGAAAAGCGUCCUCGACUACCCUUUGGACAUUGUGUCCUCCUUCGUUGAUUUGUUCGGCGGCAACCGAAACAAGAGGCGAAUUGACAUUCUCCGCAACUUUGAGGGCGUCGUUGAUAAGGGCGAGCUAUUGCUUGUCCUUGGGCCGCCAGGUUCCGGCUGCUCAACCCUCCUCAAGACAAUCGCAGGCGAGACAUCCGGUCUUGAAGUCAGCUCCGACUCGUACAUGAACUUCCGAGGUAUCGACGCCAGCCAUAUACGAAAGACCUUCCGCGGCGACGUCCUCUACAACGCCGAAGUCGACAGCCAUCUCGCCCAUCUGACCGUUGGCGAGACCCUAUCCUUCGCAGCCAGCGCCCAUUCCGUUCGCCAUGUUCCCGGCGGCGUCAGCCGAGAGGAAGCCGACACGAUGAUGCGAAAUGUCAUGAUGGCCAUCUUCGGCAUCAGUCACACCGUGGACACGCGAGUUGGCGAUGACUUUGUGAGAGGCGUGUCCGGCGGAGAACGCAAGCGCGUCUCCAUCGCCGAAGCCGCCCUGACUGGAGCGAAGUUGCAGUGCUGGGACAACACAACUCGCGGUCUGGACAGUGGCAACGCCAUCAACUUCUGCAAGAACUUGCGGCUGCAGGCCGAUCUUCUCGGGGUUGCAGGCGCGGUGGCAAUCUAUCAGGCACCGCAGUCUGCUUACGACCUCUUUGAUCGCGUUACUGUCCUGUACGAAGGCAGGCAGAUCUUUUUCGGCAAGGCCACCGAGGCCAGACGAUACUUUGAGGAGCUGGGCUUCCAUUGCCCCGACAGACAGACAACGCCCGACUUCUUAACCUCCAUGACCAGUCCCCAAGAACGUCAAGUCCGCGCCGGCUUCGAGGCCACCGCACCCCGAACCCCCGACGAGUUUGCGAAUCGAUGGCAGACAAGCGAGCAGCGAAAGAUUCUCCUGCGCGAACUGGGCGACUACGAGAAGAAUCACCCCCCGCAAGAGCGACUGGCGGAGUACAAGGAAUCCCGCCGUGCCGAGCAGUUCAAGCGCCAGCGAGAGCAGUCCCCCUACACCAUCUCGUACUCCCGGCAGGUGUCGCUUACCAUCUGGCGCAGCUGGAGGAGACUGUUGGCUGACCCCGGAUUCACCAUUGCGUCUCUUAUGUUCAAUGUCGUCAUGGCUGUCGUGUUGGGUAGCUUGUUCUUCAAUCUCACACCGGACUCUUCGAGCUUUUACUACCGCGGUGGCAUGAUCUUCUUCUCUUUGCUGUUCAACGCAUUCGCUAGUCAGCUUGAGGUCUUGACCGUAUACAUCGAACGGCCCGUCGUUCAGAAGCAUAACCGGUAUGCCUUCUACCACCAAUCUGCACAGGCUAUUGCAAGCUACAUCAUCGAUCUGCCGUACAAAACCGUCAACAUGUUCGUUUUCAACCUUAUGAUAUACUUCAUGUCCAAUCUACGACGAGAACCUGGUGCCUUCUUCUUCUUCUGUUUGACGACGUAUCUCACGACACUCGUCAUGUCAUUGCUCUACCGCACACUGGCCUGUCUCACCCGGACAUCCCACCAAGCCAUGGUGCCAGCAGCAAUUCUCAGUCUCGGGCUCAUGAUCUACACCGGCUUCACGAUCCCGACCAACUACAUGCUCGGUUGGUCUCGCUGGAUGAACUACCUCAACCCUCUUGCUUAUGCCUUCGAGUCGCUGAUGGCAAACGAGUUUCACGCAAGGGAAUUCCCUUGUGCGCAGAUGAUCCCCAAAGGCCCCGGCUACGAUUCUCUGCCCUCCGCAUCUCAGAUCUGUUCAGUCAUUGGAGCCGAGGUUGGAUCAUCGAUGGUAAAUGGAGACAGGUACAUUAACAUGUCCUUUAACUAUUACAACUCCCACAAGUGGAGAAACAUUGGCAUCCUCUGUUUGUUUUUGGUAGCCUUCUUCUUCGCCUACAUUGUGUCAGCCGAGUUCGCAAAGCCCCCGAAGAGCAAGGGCGAAGUCCUAGUAUUCCGCAAGGGCAAGAUGCCAUUAAACUCAGAGAGUAGUGGCAAUAUCGAUGUCGAAGCUCCGGGAACCCGACCUGUUGUUGCGGAAAAGACCGGAGGCACUAAGGGACAGAGUGGCCUAACCGCAGGAGCCUCUGUUUUCCACUGGGAAGAUCUCUGCUAUGAUAUUCAAAUCAAGGGCAAGGACCGUCGCAUCUUGGAUCAAGUUGAUGGUUGGGUCAAGCCCGGUGUUUCCACAGCCCUCAUGGGAGUCUCUGGCGCUGGUAAAACCACCCUACUGGAUGUCCUUGCAACUCGAGUCACCAUGGGAGUCGUCAGCGGAGAUACCCACAUUGAUGGAAAGCCAACGGAUGCAUCAUUCCAACACAGAGUCGGCUAUGUGCAGCAGCAAGAUCUUCACCUGAAUACCAUGACAGUCCGAGAGGCACUCGAGUUUAGUGCCAUUCUUCGCCAAUCCGCAGAGAUCCCCCGAGAAGAGAAGCUUCAGUAUGUCGAGCAUGUAAUUGAUAUGCUUGACAUGCAAGAGUUCUCGGACGCUGUUAUUGGAGUUCCCGGUGAGGGCCUGAAUGUUGAGCAGCGAAAGCGACUCACCAUCGGUGUUGAAUUGGCUGCUCGUCCUCAACUUCUGGUCUUUCUUGACGAGCCUACGUCUGGUCUGGAUUCGCAAACUUCAUGGGCCAUUUGUGAUCUGAUUGAAAAGUUGACUGCAAGCGGCCAAGCUGUCCUCUGCACCAUUCAUCAGCCGUCAGCCAUUCUGUUCCAGCGAUUCGACAGGCUCCUUCUCCUGGCACCCGGUGGCAAGACCGUCUACUUUGGAGACUUGGGUCAAGGGUCAAGCACCCUCCUCGAAUACUUUGAGCGAAACGGUGCUCCCCCCUGUCCUCCAGACGCUAAUCCUGCGGAAUACAUGCUCGAGAUGAUCCAGCCGCCGGCAGAUGGCUCUGAAACCACCAACUGGCACGAAGUUUGGCGCAACUCCCCCGAAUACCAAGGUGUCAAGAAGGAACUCUCUCGUCUGAACGCUCUUCCAGUCACGCAGUCCGCGGAUAUCGAUCCCAUGGGAGGCGAAAGUUCUCAGCACCAGGAAUUCGUUACAUCGUUCUCGACUCAGUUCUGGCAGGUUCUCAUCCGAACCUGGAAGCACUUCUGGAGGUCCCCAGCCUAUAUCUGGUCCAAGGCCAUUCUCAUUGUCAUUUCUUCUUUGUACCUCGGCUUCAGCUUCAGCGCCAACAACAGCAUCCAAGGAUUGCAAAACCAGCUUUACGCCAUCUUCAUGUAUCUCGUUCUUUUCGGUAACAUCAAUGAGCAAAUCAUGCCCAUGUUUGUUCCCCAACGGGCGCUUUACGAAGUCCGCGAAAGGCCGUCCAAGAUUUAUCGAUGGAAUACCUUCAUUUUGGCCAACAUUCUCGUCGAAAUGGCAUGGAAUACUCUCAUGGCUGCUAUUAUGUACUUUUGUUGGUACUACCCUGUCGGCUUUGUGCAAAACACGACAUCGGACGAUCAGCAAAUCCGCGGAUUCUUGAUCUUCCUUUUCUUGUUGAUGUUCAUGCUCUUCACCAGCACCUUUUCCCACUUUUCCAUCACUUGGAUCGAGACGGCUGAGGAGGCUGGAGUGUUGGCCACAUUGCUGUGGAUGCUUUGCAUCGCCUUCUGCGGCGUCGGUGUUCCUCCUAGCGACAUUCCAGGAUUCUGGCAUUUCAUGUACCGCACCUCACCCGGAACCUAUCUCAUCGGCGGCAUCAUGUCUACGGCAGUUUACGGCUCAGAGGUUAAAUGUGCCGAUAACGAGAUUCUCAGCAUGGCUCCCCCAGCGAACAUGACCUGCAGUGAAUUUCUGGGUCCAUUUGUCGAGUACGCUGGUGGACGUCUCCUGAAUCCUUCGUCCACUGAGGCAUGUAACUACUGUGCCCUAAACUCGACUGAGGAGUUCUUGUCCCGCUUCGAUAUCUCUUAUGAUGAUAGAUGGAGAGAUUUCGGUCUGCUGUGGGUGUACGUGCUCGCCAACAUCGCCGGCGCUCUUGCUCUGUACUGGGUUUUCAGAGUUCCCAAGGGAAAGGGCGUUAAGCGAAACUAA